Messenger RNA from Selaginella moellendorffii, 1070 nucleotides. RefSeq names its product inositol-tetrakisphosphate 1-kinase 1-like. Gene Ontology annotation, molecular function: inositol-1,3,4-trisphosphate 6-kinase activity; inositol-3,4,5,6-tetrakisphosphate 1-kinase activity; ATP binding. Gene Ontology annotation, cellular component: cytoplasm. The coding region runs from base 1 to 873 and encodes 290 amino acids. Gene Ontology annotation, biological process: inositol trisphosphate metabolic process. The transcript is spliced from 3 exons. The record is from RefSeq and is a predicted model, not a curated record. Lineage: Eukaryota; Viridiplantae; Streptophyta; Lycopodiopsida; Selaginellales; Selaginellaceae.
AUGCAAGUCCAAAGUUUGAUCUCGAUCCAGCUCUUGUCUAGCUCACACUCUGGAAUUAAGGUUCUUGGGCAGCGGCUAGCUAGGAUUCCUGUUGGAGGGCAGUUAGGGCUUCUAGCGCUAGCAGUGGCAGGAGGCAGGGUAGCACACUCUGACUAUGAGUUGGAGGAUGUUCACACCUCGCAUGGAUCUACGAGUUGGAGUUGCAUUGCGAUCGGGCAUCGUUUUGGCACUGGAUGCAUGUUGAUGGUGGAGUGUUCUGUAGCAGUCUCGAGUGUCGUGGAGUGUAGCAGGUGGCUUCAAGUUUUGCGGUGGAGUCACCUGGAAGGCAGGCAUCCCACAAGCAGCACCGGGCAUCCGAGACCUUUGAGGGCGGAUUGCCAGGGCGAUCUCAAGGCAAUGAGCAGCCCCAAGUUCCCGGUGAUCACCAAGCUGCUGGUGGCCAAUGGCAGCACAAACUCCCAUGCCAUGUCUCUCACCUUCAACCAAGAGGGUCUCACCAAGUUCAAGCUGCCGGUUGUCCUCCAGGAAUUCUUCAACCAUGGUGGCGUCAUCUUCAAGAUGUACGUGGUGGGCAACUACGUCAAGUGUGUCAAGCGGAGGUCCCUCCCGGAUGUGCCUGAGGACGAGCUCAACCGGUUGGAGGCACUGUGCUUCUUGCAGAUCUGUGGGGCAUCGGACUGCCUCCCACCGACCAAGUUUGUGGCGGAGCUGGCCAAGGGAUUGAGGGCUCCAGAUCUUCAACUUCAAUCUUAUCUGGGACUCAUCUGUGGUAGCCAGGAACCACUACCACGUCAACUAUUUCACCAGAUGCCUGCAUACGAGACGGUGUUGACGGACUUCUUCCUUAGCCUGCCCAAGCUCAAGGCCAGCUGAGUGAUGCUGCCAUGCAUGAUUUGCGGUGCCCUCACUUUGCACAACUCAAAUUUGAGAGAUAAGUAUAACGGGGCUCGAUUAGAAGGCUGAUAGAAUUUUUUGGAAUGUUUGCAGGGUCAUACAAUGCAUCCACUGUUGUGGAGAACAUUGACUUUUAGGGAACUUCAAAAUGGAAGGUGCUUCGUUCUGGCUCGUCA